Messenger RNA from Penicillium bovifimosum, 717 nucleotides. Its product is annotated as acid proteinase. The coding region runs from base 1 to 717 and encodes 238 amino acids. NCBI's taxonomy places the organism in Eukaryota, Fungi, Ascomycota, Eurotiomycetes, Eurotiales, Aspergillaceae. Gene Ontology annotation, molecular function: glutamic-type endopeptidase activity. The record is from RefSeq and is a predicted model, not a curated record. Gene Ontology annotation, biological process: proteolysis. The transcript is spliced from 2 exons.
AUGCGGUGGAUUACCAGAAUCUGUCUUCUGAGUGGGGUGGUGCCUGCGUUGGCCGAAUUUCCAUUUAGUGAUUCGACCGUGGCCAAGAACGAUUUGGCUUCCACUAAUUGGUGCGGUUCUAUACAGGCAGCAAGUGAUGGCGAACGAUUCAAAUCGGUUUCAUCAACUAUUGUUGUUCCCACUGUCACUGGUCCCAUGAACGCGGAGUACUCCGCAUAUGCUUGGAUAGGCAUCGACGGCUGGGAUGGCCUAGACAACCUGUUCCAAGCCGGGCUGGAUAUCCAAGGGAUUGAGUCUGACGAUGGCUCCUAUUAUCCUCAGUUCCGCGGAUACUAUGAAUGGUAUCCUGAAGAUGCUCAGUUCUUUUCGACCGACGAACUUCCUCUGUCGAGCGGAGAUACCCUAUACGUCAACAUCACAGCACACUCGGCAACCACGGGUACUAUCUACCUGGAAAACGAAACCCAAGGCAAAUCUAAAUCUUUCGACUUCGAUGAACCCAGUUAUCCUUUGAGGGGAAGGUAUGCUGAAUGGAUUGUGGAGGAGUUUUCCGACGUCACACUUCCUGCUUUUGGUUCGAUCACCUUUGACUCCAAUUUGGCUAUAACUAGCCAUGGGACCUCGUUUGAUGGCUCUUCCGCAUCUCUCAUCCAAGCGGACACCGGCUUGAAAGCGUCCAGAGCCUCCGGUGGUGCUGUGUCAGUUUCUGUUGUCUGA